Notolabrus celidotus (New Zealand spotty) is the source of this 1013-nucleotide messenger RNA. RefSeq lists its product as uncharacterized. The coding region runs from base 61 to 933 and encodes 290 amino acids. The record is from RefSeq and is a predicted model, not a curated record. NCBI's taxonomy places the organism in Eukaryota, Metazoa, Chordata, Actinopteri, Labriformes, Labridae. The transcript is spliced from 2 exons.
CGAGGGUGGAGACAGAGAAGGAGAAGAACCUGAAACACUGCUGACGAGCUCUUUGCCGAUAUGUCGCCCAACACCUCUGAGUUCCAUCUCCACUGCUACAGCUCCAGACCUGGGAUCUUCAUCUUCACCGCCUUCACCGUGACCAGCGUGGUCUUCCUCCCGCUCCACAUGUUCGUCCUCCACGUGGGUUACCAGCGAUGGAGACAACAGCGCUCUGUCUCUGCAGCAGCAGCAGCGAUGACGAGCCACGCCGACGUCUUCACCUUCUACAUGGUUGUCCUGGAGUUUAUCAGCUCCUUGGGCUGUGUCCUCUACAGCUUCGGGGCGUUAGCAGAACAACAAGCUUUCAUACCUUUAGGGAUUGGCUUUCUCGUCGUCACCUCGUCUGGGCAGGUUCUGCUUCACUUGCUGACCUGUGCAGAGCGAUACCUGGCCGUCAUUCACCCCAUCACGUACCGGAAGCUGAAACAGAGAGGCGGAGUGAAGAUCAGGAAUAUCAGCAUUGGAUGUGUUUGUGUGAUGUGCUCUGGAUCCCUGAUUCCAACAAUCCUCCAAAUGAGAUUCCUCUCGGGCGUUUCCACUUGCUGCUUCUUCAUUCUGGCUUUGAUUGUUGCUUCGUUCUGCAGCCUUUCAGUUCUCAGAGUUCUGAUUCGUCCAGGGCCGGGGAAAGUGGGCGGGGGCAGGGCGCAGGUUGAUCAAGUAAAGAGAAGGGCUUUUCACACCAUUACAGCCAUAUUGGGAGCUCUGUUGUUGAGAUUUGCGUCAGUGCUCAUCAGCAGUAUGGUCUUUGCUUCGGAGCCGACCCACACAAGGUGCGUGUUGGGGUCCACCAUGAUCUGGUUUACGCUCCCCAGCAGCCUGGUGCUGCCCCUGCUGUUUCUACACAGAGUGGGAAAACUGCCAGGUGGCAAACACAACUCGGAAUCAGGCUAAAGGUUUCACUAUCCACAAGAUCUAACUAAUAAAGCAAAUUUAACUCCCUUUACACUGUAUUUACAAUCUGAUGAAUCUCU